Medicago truncatula (barrel medic) is the source of this 291-nucleotide messenger RNA. Its product is annotated as prostatic spermine-binding protein. The record is from RefSeq and is a predicted model, not a curated record. NCBI's taxonomy places the organism in Eukaryota, Viridiplantae, Streptophyta, Magnoliopsida, Fabales, Fabaceae. The transcript has a single exon. The coding region runs from base 9 to 254 and encodes 81 amino acids.
UUGAUGAAAUGUUUGAUGAUGAUGAUGAUGAUGAUAUGUGUGAUGGUGAUAUGUUUGAUGAUGAUGAUGAUAUUGAUGAUGAUAAUGAGGACGAGGAUGACGAUGAAGGUUGUGAUGAUGAAGAAGACGACGAUGAUAUUGAUGAAUGUGACGAAGGUGAUGUCAAUGAUUGUAAUAAUGAUGACAACGAUGGUGUUGGUGAUGAUAAUAAUGAUGACAAUGGCAAAGAUGAUAAUUUUUCUGGUGGUUUGUAAUGAUGCGAAUUGAUAAUAAUUUUGUGUGUCCGACAGA